AUGGGAAGGAACCAGGUCCUCACCUCCUACCUGUGGGUCCGUCAGGCCUGGCUGGAUGCCCACCUCGCCUGGGACAAGGACGCUUACGGCGGCAUCGACAGCAUCCGCAUCCCCAGCAGCUACGUCUGGCGGCCGGCCAUCAUCAUCCUCUACAACGACGCCGACGACGGCUUUGGCGGCUCGGUGGAGACCAACGUGGUGCUGCGCUCCGACGGGCACAUCACGUGGGACUCGCCCGCCAUCACCAAGAGCUCCUGCAAGGUGGAUGUCUCCUACUUGCCCUUCGACGGGCAGCAGUGCCGCCUCACCUUCGGCUCCUGGAGCUACAACGGGAACCAGAUCGACCUCCGCAACCGGCUGGACACCGGGGACCUGACGGACUUCGUGGAGAACGUGGAGUGGGAGGCGCUGGGCAUGCCGGCUACUAAAAUAAGGGAGGACUUAGAAAACGAUGAAUUAGACGAAGGAGAAAAAUUAUUUGUGGACGGCUCCUCACGAGUGGUUGAAGGACAACGGAAAUCAGGAUAUGCUAUUGUGGAUGGACGGUCCUUCAAGAGGGAUAGAAGGAAAGAGGUGUAA
This is a messenger RNA of Chroicocephalus ridibundus (black-headed gull), 579 nucleotides long. Its product is annotated as neuronal acetylcholine receptor subunit alpha-10-like. Lineage: Eukaryota; Metazoa; Chordata; Aves; Charadriiformes; Laridae. The record is from RefSeq and is a predicted model, not a curated record. The coding region runs from base 1 to 579 and encodes 192 amino acids. Gene Ontology annotation, molecular function: acetylcholine-gated monoatomic cation-selective channel activity; transmembrane signaling receptor activity. Gene Ontology annotation, cellular component: synapse; postsynaptic membrane; neuron projection. The transcript is spliced from 5 exons. Gene Ontology annotation, biological process: chemical synaptic transmission; nervous system process; signal transduction.